Messenger RNA from Glarea lozoyensis ATCC 20868, 642 nucleotides. RefSeq lists its product as uncharacterized. Bases 1 to 642 code for a protein of 213 amino acids. The record is from RefSeq and is a predicted model, not a curated record. The transcript is spliced from 3 exons. Lineage: Eukaryota; Fungi; Ascomycota; Leotiomycetes; Helotiales; Helotiaceae.
AUGAAGUGCGAAAUCUACUUGGUUCUGAAUGAUAUAUUUUCAUCCGCGUGUCUCUCUCCGAGUCACACCUCGAGGCGCCACAGUGUUUUCAAAACGGAUGCCGAGAAAAUCCAGCCGACCAACGCAGAUAAUCUGAGAACUGCGGCUACCAUUCCAACACUUGAAAUUGUAACGGCUCGAGCAGAACUAGCUCGACUGAAUGCGGCUCGAGAUGGCCGGCAAACGACGACGCAUGAACUGAGAGCCUCUGCGGCCGCCAGGCCGGCCGGUACACCAGCUCUCCAAGUUGUUCGAGAUGAUGCUGCACUGCAGCUAGCAGAGGCUGAGCUGGCACUUAGAGUUGCCUCAGCAGAACAGGGUGAGCAAGCCGUCGCGGCAGUGCAAGCUGCCCAUGAUCAAGCUUUAUUCGCAGCACGACCACGCCCUGCCAAAGGCAACGCGCUGGUUCAACACCAAAACGCACCUCUAAGAGGCAACGUCAUCCACCGCGCAUAUAACGAGGUGAGCGAAGAGGAUGAGCGCACUCUACAGCAAUUGGUAAAUCGAUGCUAUAAAUCUCUGGGGAAUGCCGAGGACACGCCCCCGAGGAGUUUAUCCAACGCUUCUAUGAAUGAUUGUUUGGUGGUGGGUGGAACUGUUUAA